UAGUGAUAAAAACAGCCGCUGCCGUUCAGAAAUGAAUAUCCUUGCGGCCUGGCAGAGAGGUUACACCGGUCGAAAUGUGGUCGUCACCAUCUUGGACGACGGUAUUGAGAGGAACCAUCCGGAUCUGGCACAGAAUUAUGACCAGCUGGCGAGCUACGAUGUGAACGGAAACGACUACGACCCGACCCCACGAUACGACUUCAGCAAUGAGAACAAGCACGGAACGCGAUGCGCAGGUGAAGUCGCUGCUGUAGCCAACAACUCGCACUGCAUUGUGGGUAUAGCCUACAACGCCCGCAUAGGAGGUGGCAGGACUGACAAAUGCAUCCUUUGCUCAGACUUGGCGGGGUUUCUGUCAGUGUUGUUCCAGUCGCACCAUAUGCCAAAUGCAUAA
Molecule: messenger RNA, 394 nt
Organism: Sinocyclocheilus grahami
Lineage: Eukaryota; Metazoa; Chordata; Actinopteri; Cypriniformes; Cyprinidae
Product: proprotein convertase subtilisin/kexin type 6-like
Exons: 4
Coding region: 32-394 (120 amino acids)
Biological process (GO): peptide hormone processing
Cellular component (GO): membrane; cell surface
Molecular function (GO): serine-type endopeptidase activity
Source: RefSeq, a predicted model, not a curated record